GUUGUCUUGAGAUCAGCACUUCUCCUUUCACAUUCAUACAAGCCUCCGGAUCUAGCAAUCUUCCUGGACGACCUACUGACAGCCCUAGCGAACGGCAAUGCGGUGAGCACGACCGGUCUUUCUCAUAUUGUUCGCCAAAGCAAGGACACCGCCGUCAAUUGGGCGUGCGUCUGAAUCGCCAUGAUACCUUAUAUCAACGUCCCUUUCGACUAUGUGUCUGGACUCCUCGGUGCUGCCACUGACGAAGUCAAACUCAUCGUCCUCUUCCUCCUUUCAUACCCUCUCGCGGCUAUCCUCAAACGACUACCAGACGAUAAACCGCAGGUCAAGAAUGUCUUCAACAUUUCCGUGGCUAUCUUCUACCUGGUUGGACUCUUCGAUUUAUGGGGAGGCCUGGUCGUGAUCCUCAUCGAUGCUAUCGGGACGUAUCUCAUCGCCGCCUAUAUACAAGGUCCAUACAUGCCAUGGGUUGGAUUCGUGUUCCUCAUGGGCCACAUGUCCAUCAGCCACAUCUACCGCAUGAUCGAAAACAAUCCCAGCUCAGUCGAUAUCACAGGCGCCCAAAUGGUCAUGGUCAUGAAGCUAUCAGCCUUUUGCUGGAAUGUGUGGGACGGUAAGCAGAAGGACUCUGACCUCAACGAUGUGCAAAAAGAGCGGGCAGUGAAGCAGCUCCCGGACAUUCUCACCUAUGCUGGCUUCGUGGCCUUCUUCCCGUCCGUCAUGGUCGGCCCGGCAUUUGACUUUGUCGAUUACGACCGCUGGCUCAACACUACAAUGUUCGAUCUUCCACCAGGCACGGAUCCAACGAAGGCUCCUCCGACUCGCAAGAAGAGAAAGAUUCCGCGCAGCGCUACACCAGCCACGUUCAAGCUCGUGACCGGACUAGUCUGGAUUCUUGCGUUCCUACAACUUUCCGCCUACUCCAAUGAAGACGUCGUCCUAAGCGAUCGGUACCGCGACAUGAGUUUCUUCUGGAGAGUCUACCACCUUCACAUGCUCAGCUUCGUGCAGCGAAUGAAGUACUACGGUGUAUGGACUCUGACUGAAGGAGCCUGCAUUCUAUCUGGUAUCGGCUACAAGGGCAUCGAUCCGAAGACCGGCAAACCCAAUUGGGAUCGCCUCACGAACAUCAAGCCUCUUGGCGUGGAGCUUGCACAGAACAGCCAUGCUUACUUGGGCAAUUGGAACAUCAACACGAAUCACUGGCUGAGGAACUACAUGUAUCUCCGCGUGACACCAAAAGGAAAGAAGCCUGGAUUCAGAGCGAGUAUGGCGACCUUUGUUACCAGCGCUUUCUGGCACGGCUUUGCGCCGGGUUAUUACAUGUCAUUCAUUCUGGCCAGCUUCAUCCAGAACGUCGCAAAGAACUCUCGCCGACUCCUCCGCCCAUUUUUCCUCACGCCCGACGGCAGCCAAGCCACGUCCAACAAGAUCUAUUACGACAUCUUCACCUGGCUUGUGACGCAGCUCGUCUUCUCUUUCACCACAGCACCCUUCAUUCUCCUCAGUAUUCGCUCCAGCACUCUCGUCUGGGCCCGCGUCUACUUCUACGCCAUCAUCGGCGUGUUGGGAUGUAGCAUUUUCCUCGCCACUCCCGGAAAGGCCUGGUUGUCGAAGAAGGUCAAAGCGAGAACCGGAGCUUCGAGACCGGGCAUUCGUAGGAACGAGAGUCAGGAUCAUCUGGAGGGCGCGACACUGGGUGUGCCUGUCAACCCAGGCAAGGAGUUUGAUGAGAUGGUGGACGAGAUUGUAGAGGAGGUGAAGAGGAGACGGGCUGCGGGCAAUGGGGAUAAGGGACCCGAGGGUGCGGAGCUGAGGAGUUUGGUGGCGGAGACGUUGAAGAGGACGACUAGUCAGGAUGGUGGGAAGAAGGAGUUGUGA
Molecule: messenger RNA, 1881 nt
Organism: Zymoseptoria tritici IPO323
Lineage: Eukaryota; Fungi; Ascomycota; Dothideomycetes; Mycosphaerellales; Mycosphaerellaceae
Exons: 5
Coding region: 181-1881 (566 amino acids)
Biological process (GO): glycerophospholipid biosynthetic process; lipid modification
Cellular component (GO): endoplasmic reticulum; membrane
Molecular function (GO): 1-acylglycerophosphocholine O-acyltransferase activity; 1-acylglycerol-3-phosphate O-acyltransferase activity
Source: RefSeq, a predicted model, not a curated record